This is a messenger RNA of Ectocarpus sp. CCAP 1310/34, 2797 nucleotides long. The record is from the annotation of a GenBank genome assembly. Lineage: Eukaryota; Phaeophyceae; Ectocarpales; Ectocarpaceae.
CGGAAGGAUGAAUUGGAUGACAUCGGGCAGGAAAAGGGUCCAACGCUCCCAGAAAGUCAAAGAGCUUCGAGCCAAGCAUUUUGCCAAGGUCGCUGCCGAUCGAGCCAGGGCGCCCGUAUCUCGACCGGCCCGCGCAAGCAGCUCUACCCUGAACCAGUCCGCCGAUGUAUCCCGGCUGAAGUCUCGAUGGAUCCAACCGCUUCCCUCCACCCACAAGGUGCCCGCGUUGCAGCGUACCGUCGCUGGCUCGGCAGCAGCAGAGCACACGACGGCGGAAGAUUCAGCCUCCCCGCCGUCCAAUGUGACCACGCUGGGGUCUGGUACCACACCAGAUUUCCAGCCGGGAACGCUUGACCUCGAGGUGACGCCCCCAUUCAACGCCACCAUUCGGCAGCAACAAGGCAGCGAUGGUAUGGCACGUAUUCCUGGGGCGGCGUUGCCAACCGAUGGUCCCAGGCGAGGUUCCAGCGGCGAUAAUGAUUUUGAGAGGCCGCUUCGCCAUCACCCCCGCCAGCAGCGGCCGACGGCGAGCUUUCGUGGCGGAGGGUUACUACUCCGCGCACAGCCUGAAGAUCGCCCGCCCAGGCACACGCUUUUACCUCUCGAGAGGAGGCAGCUUGUGUUUGACGGGGGGGGGGGCACAGCCGAAAAACAAGGUUUUGGAAACUCAUACGAGGAGCAGCCUAUUGGUAGUGAAUGUGCUGGCAUCGGCGAUGGCGCUAGCAACUCGUCUGGACCACGCGUGGAAGAGGACCGGUACCCAAGAGGCCGCGCGCUUCCCGGGGAUAUUUCAACUCGUACUGCUGGUGCUGCUGCUGAUAGCGACGGUACGAACGCUGAUCAUAACAGGACGCCGAGGGUCAUGGGUCAGUUGGGCCGCGCAAGCGAUCCGGUGGUGGAGCACACUAUGCGCUUCUUCAACGACGGAUUCGCGGUUGCGCAAGACGGUUCGCCGGUGGUUGAUGGUCCUUUCACCGCGACAUCGUCUGCAACGGCGGUCGCGGCCUCGUCCGUGGGAGGUCUGGUCUUUCCUACUAACGACCAUGACAACAACCGCGACACUGACGGCACCCAGUUCGGAGUGCGUGAGUCCGGAAGUACCGGCGGACUGCCUAGGUUUUCUAUCGCCGGAGGGCUGCGUGACGGCAACUGCUCAAGCCCCCUGGCAACACCGGCGGGGCUGUGGAAGGAAAACAUGCUGUCAGAUUAUCGCAGCAACCGUCAGUGCGCGCUCGCGAGGAGCUCAGCGUCCGAUUGUGGUCCCGAUUUCUCAGUCCAAGCGCCGGCGGAGGAGCAGAUCCAACCGGGGGGUCACCACUGCGAAGACGCUUCUGAGGUUCACCAUCAUUCUCAAGGAGAGUACGACACGGAUUUUGAACAGGGUCCCAUGCUCGACGACGAGGAGUUGAUGAACCCUCCGCCAAGGGACGCAGCGCCCCCAGCCUUCGAUGUGUUGGCUCGGACGUGGGGUUUAUUUGGCGGGGCUCUGGACGCCACAACACCUACGGCCUUUGAAGCGUCGGGCAGUAAUAGCGCCAAGGGCCGGGACACGUCCGAAGAGAGGGCGAUGCGGGAGGCGAGUUUUCGGCACGGCAGGGAUGGAGAGAAGGGAGCGCUUCCGUUGCAAGCGAGCGUUCCUGUCCGAGCUACCCUACAGGCCGUAGUGGGACAGGAGGACCAGUCCCCUGAACCCAUCGAUGCAGACGCCGAACAUCCUGACGCAAUCGAGUCCCUGCAGUCGCCGCCAUCACCGUCGACGCCGACGUCGGCUAGAGACUACGACCGCGGUUGCGAAGACGGCGGUGGGAGCCCGGAGCUGAUGAUGCAGUUUUUGCAGGAACUCGAACUGGACGUUGUGGUCACUGGUGGUCAGACAGACGCUGGAGCGUUGGAGGGAGAGCACAAAAACAGCUGUCGGCCGACAGAGGAUGACAUUCCUGCGACGACCGGUGAUGCCCAAAAUACACCUGAGCAGCACGAAGCUUCUAAGGAGACGUUGGUGUCGCCACAGCCCGCUGGUCCCAAGGUAGGGCACGACCAAGAAGAAAGCGAACAGCAGCCACGUCAAGCAGACCUCAACACCUUUAAAGCAAGCCAGGGACCGGAAUCCGUAGCAGCCGACGAGCGAGAUGUAGCACCUAUCCCUGCCAACGUAGGCGAUGCACCAACCGAGGUUCAGCAUGACACCAUACGUCGACUACAAGGGAGACCGCCCAAGCCGCAGAUCCGUACCGUCAACGACAACGAGCCUGGUGGCAGUGGUGAGGGUGGACGUUCGGUGGGAAAAGACGGCGGUAGUAUCAAGACGGUCUCACAGGAUGUCAUGCCUCCAGAGGUGGCAUCUUCUGAUGGCCAGGACCGGAAGCGUGCACGUGAGGCGGGAGAGGGAGCGGAGAACCACCAGUCCGAGGCUGGUUCCAAGCUUCCGCUACGCAAUGGUGGUGGUGGUUUUAGGGCGACUAAGUUGAGCGGAAAGGCUCAACGUCUCCAGCUUGAAGUUAUGAAAGCGUCAACGUGCGGAAGUGGGGAGCGGGAAGGGGAAGUUGGGAAUGGAAACGCCAGGCAAGGCCGCAUGGAGAGGGAUGCAGGCAGUACCAUCGUGUGGUACCAAACUAUCGUUGCUUGCUUGACUUCCACGUCUUGACGAAGGGGGAUGAAAAGAAGCUCAGACAGCACUUGUCUAUUGUUGUCUUGUCAGUAGGGUGGAGGGGGUGAAAUGAGUUUCUUUGUACAUGCCGCGACUGUACGGUCAGCGAACGGAAUACUGCCAGUUAUUGCAGAGUGAGUGAGUGAGAGA